CCUUGCACUUUAGGAUGAUCUCGUGAUUGAAAAUCUAGUAAUCGCUCGACACCUGGGCACGUCGCAGGCGCGCUUUCGUCUGAGGCCGGACCUCCGUGCUGUUUGCCCGCAUGAUUGAUGGAAACUGAAGAUUCUUCAAUCUUUGGCUGAAUGGACAAGUGGAAAAAACUUAGAUGGAAGUUUUUCUUCCUCUUCGUUGGCAUCUUCAUCUUCAUGGUUGUGGUUGUGAGAUUCCCUGGGACAUACAGGGCCGUCCCGAAGCCAAUCCUAAACCAGCGUCGGGUUCCAAACCCUUGCCCUCUAUGGAUCUCUGACCAGACUAUCACCCCGCUCAACAAUACCAGGCACUUGCUGGUUUCAGCCUUCAUGGAUCAGAGGGUGAAAGACUUCGAUAUACGCAUCAUUAGUAUAUUCAGAAGAGACUCAAUUCAUCCCCUUCGCUGUCUUUUUUGCUGUGCAGGCCUGUUAUCAAAUACAACAACUCAAUCAAACAUCGAAGAACACUCGGACAACUUUGGUUUUCCUUUCGUCACUACAGAUGUCAUGUGUAGGAUUCCUCAAAACUGCAGGGCUACACAUGUCAGUCUUGUGAGUCAGACAGAUGGUGUGAAGGUGUCUGAGCAGAUCUGGCUCCCCAUAAGAAACCAGAAGAGCGAUUGGAAGGAAGAGAGAGAGUUGCAAUUUAACUUUACAGUAUGCAUCUCCAACCUGUUUGAAUUCAACAAUGUACUUCAGUAUGCCCAGACCCUGGAGAUGUACAGGUUGCUGGGUGUGGACAGAGUGGUGAUCUAUAACACCAGCUGUGGCCCAGAACUCGACCGCCUCUUGCAGACCUACAGCCAGGAGGGCUUUGUGGAGAUGGUUCCCUGGCCCAUCGACAAGCAUCUGAACCCAUCUCGUGGCUGGCUCUUCUCAAAGUAUGGAGGGGAAAUGCAUUACUUUGGCCAGCUGGCCACGCUUAAUGAGUGCAUUUACAGAUCCAUGGACCGAUCACGCUACGUCCUGUUGAACGACAUAGAUGAGAUCAUAAUGCCAUACCAACACAACAGCCUAACACCUCUCAUGGACAUGCUCCAAGGGCAGCAUCCAAAAGUUGGGGUGUUUCUCGUUGAAAACCAUAUCUAUCCCAAGAAACCCUUUGAGGAAAGUAAAAGGGGUCCCCUGCCUCAGUGGAGAGGGGUGCCAGGCUUUAAUAUUCUGGAGCACAUCUAUAAGUGGGAGCCUGACAGAAUGGCACUGUACCACCCGUACAAGUUGAUCGUUCGGCCAAGGCUGGUGGAGCAGACGUCGGUGCAUUCAGUGCUUAAGACGUUUGGAGAGCAGUUCAGGAUUCCACCGGAGUAUUGUCACAUUGUUCACUCUCCACUGAGCACGCCUUCUGUUCAGCCGGUGGAGAAGAUCCAUGUGGACACCCGACUGUGGGACUUCAAAGACAAGCUGAUCCCUAUUGUGAACAAUGUGCUGAGGAGAGCGGGGCUGAUGGACGAACGCUCAAAUGGAUAAUAUUUUCAAUGCUGCUUUGCUCCUCCAACAACCUACCACCACCAGUGCCAAGGCCCUCUGGGAUCUGUGACUGGCUGCUGUUUAGUAUAUGUCUCAUCACCAAAGCCUUAAAUAUGUAACAAAUUAGUGAUUUAAAGUUUUUGAUAUUGCUGUAAUAAAAUGAACUUGUGUGUCUACCCUUAAAAAGCGUCCCUUUUUACAAAGAAGGAAGAAGGAAAUACUAUGCGCUUUGCUCCUGUACUUAAUUUCAUCUGGCACAACAGGGUAUCCUUGCAUAUGCCUGUGCAUGCACAUGGGUGUCGGCGGGCCCGCGACCCGGACCACUUGACCGACAGAAAAAAUAAUUAAAGUAAUAUGUUUCUCACUUCA
This is a messenger RNA of Xiphias gladius (swordfish), 1872 nucleotides long. RefSeq lists its product as uncharacterized. The transcript is spliced from 6 exons. The record is from RefSeq and is a predicted model, not a curated record. The coding region runs from base 151 to 1503 and encodes 450 amino acids. Lineage: Eukaryota; Metazoa; Chordata; Actinopteri; Istiophoriformes; Xiphiidae.